Musa acuminata AAA Group (dessert banana) is the source of this 2020-nucleotide messenger RNA. RefSeq names its product glutamate--glyoxylate aminotransferase 2. Lineage: Eukaryota; Viridiplantae; Streptophyta; Magnoliopsida; Zingiberales; Musaceae. Bases 339 to 1784 code for a protein of 481 amino acids. Gene Ontology annotation, molecular function: L-alanine:glyoxylate transaminase activity; L-alanine:2-oxoglutarate transaminase activity; pyridoxal phosphate binding. The transcript is spliced from 15 exons. The record is from RefSeq and is a predicted model, not a curated record. Gene Ontology annotation, biological process: biosynthetic process; photorespiration.
UCUCUACCAGGAAUUCCCUGUUUGCAUCCUCCACCACACUCUUGAGUUCAUAGCCUAUCCCUCUUUAUCUCCUGUGGCUUUGAUUCAAUUCCAGUUCAGUUGCGUUAUCCUCUUUUUUCUCUCACCUUGUGACUCAUAAUCCACACACAUUAUAAAAUGAUAGAUGAAGACAUGUUCUGCUCCACAGAUGGAAACAACUAGUAGAACUAAAAAGAAAGGCCCUCUUUUGGUUUAUAUUCUUGUUGGAGCAGUGGCGGCUUUGAACUCUUGCUACCCCGGCCUAGUCAAACAGUCUGCCCUCUCUCUCUCAUCCAUCGGUCCUCGAGAUUUCAUAGAGAAUGUCGCCGAAGCCGCUGGACUACGAGUCGCUGAACGAGAAUGUGAAGAAGGUGGCAUAUGCUGUCAGAGGCGAGCUUUACCUUCGGGCUUCGGAGCUGCAGAAGGAAGGGAAGAAGAUUAUCUUCACAAAUGUGGGGAAUCCUCAUGCCCUGGGACAGAAGCCACUAACAUUCCCCCGCCAGGUCGUAGCCCUUUGCCAAGCUCCAUUUCUGUUGGAUGAUCCUCAUGUUGGAAUUCUCUUCCCAGCAGAUGCCAUCGCAAGAGCUAAGCAUUAUCUGUCACUGACUUCGGGUGGUUUAGGUGCAUAUAGUGAUUCUCGAGGUCUUCCCGGAAUCAGGAAAGAAGUUGCUGAGUUUAUUGAAAGGCGUGAUGGGUAUCCUAGUGAUCCUGAGCUAAUAUAUCUCACCGAUGGAGCUAGCAAAGGUGUCAUGCAGAUCUUAAAUACUGUAAUCAGAAAUGAGAAAGAUGGUAUUUUGGUUCCAGUUCCACAAUACCCUCUUUAUUCAGCUGCAAUAUCCUUGUUUGGUGGGUCUCUUGUUCCGUAUUAUUUAGAAGAGGAGGCCAAUUGGGGUCUUGACAUUAACCAUCUUCGCCAAUCUGUAGCAGCUGCUCGGAUGAAAGGAAUUACUGUUCGAGCUAUGGUUAUUAUCAACCCAGGAAACCCCACUGGCCAAUGUCUAAGUGAAGCCAAUUUAAACGGAUUGUUAAAAUUUUGCUUCCAAGAGAACCUAGUCCUGCUUGCUGAUGAAGUUUAUCAACAGAACAUAUACCAAGACGAGAGACCUUUCAUAAGUGCAAGAAAAAUAUUGUUGGACAUGGGCCCACCUAUGAGUAAAGAGGUCCAACUUGUGUCCUUUCACACUGUAUCGAAGGGAUACUGGGGAGAGUGUGGUCAGCGUGGAGGAUACUUUGAAAUGACUAACAUUCCUGCUAAGACUGUAGAUGAGAUCUACAAGGUUGCAUCAGUUUCGCUCAGUCCAAAUGUUCCUGGACAGAUCUUCAUGGGGCUGAUGGUUAACCCCCUCAAACCAGGAGAUAUUUCUUACUUGAGGUUUGUUGCAGAGAGUACGGCAAUCCUCGAGUCUCUGAAAAGAAGAGCUCAUAUAAUGACUGAUGGGUUUAAUAGUUGCAGAAAUGUUGUGUGCAACUUUACAGAAGGAGCCAUGUAUUCAUUUCCACAAAUACGCUUACCGCCAAGAGCAAUUGAAGCUGCAAAAAGUGCUGGCAAGGCUCCUGAUGUUUUCUAUUGCCUUAAGCUUUUGGAAGCUACAGGAAUUUCCACAGUUCCAGGCUCAGGAUUUGGCCAAAAAGAAGGGGUUUUCCAUCUAAGGACAACCAUCUUGCCAGCAGAAGAAGACAUGCCAGCAAUCAUGACUAGUUUCAAGAAGUUCAAUGACGAGUUUAUGGAAGAAUAUGAAGAUUACAGAGGUUACUCCAGAAUGUAGAUCUAGUAAAUGGAAGCUAAAGCAUAUCAAAGGUGCAGGCAAAAGGAAGAUUUCUCUCUGGUCAAGGUAGUUGCUCUGCUAGUCAAUCAUUUCGAACCUUCAAUCAACCACUACUUAAUUGUUUGUAAAGAAAAAUCAUAUAAGAAGUUCCAUUUUAUGUAAUCGAUUCAGUAAGAAUCAGCUCAAGAAAAGCGCAUGAUACUUUUAAUUAGUCACUAAUUGGGCUUAUUCUAUUA